AUGGAUCCAGAGUAUGCUCCUGGAGUACUAGAUCUGAAUGAGCCAAUACCCGAGGAUGUCAGUGUGUUUGACGAUUUGCAAAAAGAACAUACACCACUGAACACCACAAGAACCUCGAGCAAUGCAGAUGUAACAAGAAGUUUUGAACAAAGCAAGCAUGCUAGUGGUAGCAACAUUGGUGCAAGUUCUGGACAGAGCAAGCAUGCUAGUGGUAGCAACAUUGGUGCAUCCGCUGACACAGACCCUAUAACAGGUGAAACACUAUCUACUGAUGAUUCAGGAGGUGACGACGAUGAUGAUGAAGUCCAAUCAACUCUAGUAAGCCAAACUGAAGUGCAAACACCAUAUCCUGGCAUGAUUUUCGAUUCAUGGGAUGAAGCGAAGAUGCAUUGCAACAGAUAUGCUAAGAAGCUUGGAUUCUCAAUCAAGUGUAGUACAUCCAAGAACUCGACAGUUGAUGGUCAGAAUGACAAACAGAUGUUCGUUUGCAACAAGAAUGGCAAGAAUGAGGACAUAAGCAUGCAAGAGGUGGCACCGGUUAGGCAGCGGAACAAAAGCAUCACUAAGAAAACUGAAUGCAAGGCCAUGCUAACGAUUAAAAGGAAAGGUAAAAAGUGGCAUGUAACAUAUUUCAUUGAAGAGCACAAUCACAGCAUGAUAAAGAAGUUCUCUUUGAAGAAAUAUUUAAGGUCUCGUAAAGGAAUUCCUAAGGAAGAAAGAGACUUUGUCAAGCUCUUGCAUAAGGUGAAUCUCUCUGCUGGAAGGGUAAUGAGGAUCAUGGGAGAAGUCUAUGGUGGUCUGGCCAAUGUUGACCGCAUAUUUUGGGUUGAUGGGCCAGCAAUAGCUGCAUACAAGAACUACAGUGAUUGUCUCUCAUUUGACACCACGUACAUGACAAACAUGUACAAUAUGCCGUUUGCGCCGUUCAUUGGGAUCAAUAGGUGGCACAUUAAGCAGAAUGCGCAGGCAGUUUUGGGAAAUUUCUUGUCAAAACAUGAGGAGCUAAGGCAAGAGUUGAAUGAAAUUAUUGACUACAGCAUGUCAGUUGAUGAAUUCGAAACAAGGUGGGCAGAUAUGCUUCGCAAACACAGUGUAGCGGACAACACACAUCUUGCUGAUUUGUAUCACUUGAGAGCAACUUUUGUCCCAGCUUACUUCAAGGAUCGCUUCUUCCCGUUCCUACAAACUACCACCCGGAGUGAGGGGUUUAACGCUGUUCUGAAAACAUACAGUAACCCUCACCAGAGCAUGCAUCACUUCUUUGAACAAUACUUGAAGUUGCAAGAGAAAAUUAAUGUAGCGGAGGAUUCAGUUGAGUUUUUGGAUGAAGAUAAGACUUUUAGGGUGUGGGGUGACUACCCUCUUGAAGAGCAAGCGUUGAAGGUUUAUACGCGACCCAUAUACUUGCGUCUCAGGGCUGAGCUUCGUAAAAUGACAUCCUACAAUGUACAACUUAUUGGUGGCCAAAGUUACAAUGUCCUCCCAAUUAAAACCUACGUCUAUGGCUAUGGUAGUAGGAGCUACCAAGUUGAGGCUAAUGUCGAAACUGAAACUUACAACUGCGAGUGCUGCAAGUUCAGUACUGAUGGAUUGCUUUGCUGGCAUAUAUUCAGAGUAAUGGUGCAAUUGGGUUGUAUUAACAAAAUUCCAGAGAAAUACAUACUAGACAGGUGGAGAGUACAGGAGGAAACAAUUGUGGAGGAAAAAAUGGACUUGCCUAAGCAGCCAGUGGGCAGGAAGAUGAAUAACAAAGAAAGGCAGCAAUUGCGUUACGGCACUCUAUGCAAUGACUACACCAGAGUAGCAAGAAUGGCAUCGACAUCAGAAAAAGGGAAAGCCAUUGCAGAUAAAUACAUGAUGUAA
Molecule: messenger RNA, 1863 nt
Organism: Lolium perenne
Lineage: Eukaryota; Viridiplantae; Streptophyta; Magnoliopsida; Poales; Poaceae
Product: protein FAR1-RELATED SEQUENCE 5-like
Biological process (GO): regulation of DNA-templated transcription
Molecular function (GO): zinc ion binding
Source: RefSeq, a predicted model, not a curated record